UAAUAAUAUGACAACCACAAAAUAAAGGUAUUUUAUCCUUGUACUCCUUGAUUACGAUGAUAAAAUUAAACAGUGUAUCAUUUCACCAAGGCUCUACGAUCCCAAUGACGCCAAUUCAACUGACACCCAAGAAAGUCGCCGUAGUUGGCGGCGGCGCAGCCGGCUUAGUGGCGGCUCGAGAGCUUCGAAGAGAAGGUCAUAAGGUGGUCGUGUUCGAGCGUGGGCCCCAGUUGGGUGGGACAUGGGUCUACUCGCCGGAGGUUGAGUCUGACCCACUUGGACUCGACCCAACUCGCAAAAUCGUUCAUUCUAGCCUCUACAGUUCUCUCCGCACUAAUCUUCCUAGAGAAGUUAUGGGUUUUCGUGAUUUCCCCUUUGUUGCUUCUGGAAAGGCGGACAGAGAUUCACGGAGGUUUCCAGGUCAUCAGGAGGUGUUGAGAUAUUUAGAGGACUUUGCUAAUGAGUUUAGGUUACACGAGCUGGUUCGUUAUCAGACAGAGGUGUGUCAUGUUGGUUUGGAGACUGAAGGUAAUUGGAAGGUGAAAUCUAGGAUGCAAGUUGGAAAUGAUGGUAGUGAAUUUGAUGAAACUUAUGAUGCUGUGGUUGUUUGCAACGGACAUUAUACUGAACCACGGAUUGCUGAAAUUCCAGGCAUUGAGCAAUGGCCAGAGAAGCAAAUACAUAGCCACAAUUAUCGUCUUCCUGAGUCCUAUCGGGACCAAGUUAUAGUCCUGAUAGGGAGUUCUGCAAGUGCUGUCGAUAUAUGCAGGGACCUUGCUAAAUUUGCCAAAGAAGUCCAUGUAGUAUCUAGAUCAAAACCAGAAGGAAGUUUCGGAAAGCAGCCUGGUUAUGAUAACUUGUGGCUCCAUCCAAUGAUAGAAAGAGCCCAUGAAGAUGGUAGAGUCACAUUUCAAGAUGGAAGUGCGGUGCUUGCACAAGUCAUUCUCCACUGCACGGGCUACAAGUAUCAUUUCCCUUUUCUUCAUAACAUUGGUGCUGUAAAUGUCGAUGAUAAUCGCGUGGGACCACUGUACAAGCAUGUAUUUCCACCUGCAUUAGCCCCAGGGAUCUCUUUUGUUGGCCUCCCAUGGAAGGUUAUCCCUUUUAUUCUCUGUGAACUUCAAAGUAGGUGGAUAGCAGGUGCUUUAUCAGGUCGGAUAUCCCUCCCGUCAGAAGAGAAGAUGAUGGAAGAUAUAGAAUCUUACUACUCAAAAUUGGAAGCUGCAGGAGUUUCAAAGCAUUAUACUCAUAACAUUGGUGAUCAUCAGUUUGAUUAUGAUGAUUGGCUUGCUACGGAGACUGCUAGCCCUCUCAUCGAGGAAUGGAGAAAGGGAAUGUAUCGUGCAGCUAGCCUCCGCAAGAGAGCUAAACCAGAGACAUACCGUGAUGAAUGGGAUGAUGAAGACUGGAAAUUGCAAGCCUAUGAAGAUUUUAAGCAAUACUUCCCUGUCGAAAGCAGUACUGUGAUUGCCUCUUCGGCACUUUGAUUCAAACUUUGGUACAGGAUUAUUGACUCAAGAUGGUUUAAGUCACACACGUCUUCCCUUGAGAAAAAAUAACCAGCAUUGGCAUCAAAACAUAUACUUAGUACGUACCAGUAUGAAUAUAAAUUUUCCAUACUUGCAUAGAUAAUAAAAUGUUUUUUGCAUUUUUCUGCAA
This is a messenger RNA of Chenopodium quinoa (quinoa), 1659 nucleotides long. RefSeq names its product flavin-containing monooxygenase FMO GS-OX-like 4. Bases 57 to 1487 code for a protein of 476 amino acids. The transcript has 8 exons. NCBI's taxonomy places the organism in Eukaryota, Viridiplantae, Streptophyta, Magnoliopsida, Caryophyllales, Amaranthaceae. The record is from RefSeq and is a predicted model, not a curated record. Gene Ontology annotation, molecular function: N,N-dimethylaniline monooxygenase activity; flavin adenine dinucleotide binding; NADP binding.